UGACGUCGCAGUCUGAAGUAUGCGCCUCUCGAGCCUAGUACCUCUGCUGCUGUGCACCGCCCUGUGUCCUUCCAUGGCCUUGGCGCAGUGACAAUCUGCCAGCAGCUGGCAUGCGGGCACUUGUUAAGAAUAUCUGGCAAACGGUUAUCAACGGUGGCAGCAAGCCACUUGACAUCGCCGCUCGUACCAAAGCCGACGCGGAUGCGGGUAUGACUCGCAUCACCGACGAGAACUAUGCCAUCAUCUUCUCUCAGAGCCGUCCUGAUGAUGUCUGGGUAGUUGCUGUCCACGGACGUGACGACGACAUGAUGUCCAAUGCCUACUUGGAGACGCAUGCCAAUGCAAGUGCUCUUUUGAAGGGUAACGCGACCAUUGCGGAUAAGGCGGAGCGCAUCAAGUUUGGCCGCUUGGAUUGGAUGACAGACUGGGUCCUUAGCACGCGCUGGGUCUUAACCAAACCGCCAUACAUUGUGUUCGUCUCCGACAGUGGCCAAACAUUACGGUUCGCGGCGCCUCCUCGCCUGCCUGCCAACGGGACGAUGCUCUACGCUGUACUUGCAGAGGGAUAUUGGAUGAAUCUCGCGCCCUGGAAUGGCAGCCUCGCCCCCGGCGGUGACCUCGCGUACCUUGUCGAGGCUUACAUCUCGGGUCAUCAGCAUUUGUCCAAAUACACAGCAUUGGCUCCGAAGUGGAUAUGGCUUGCCCUGCCUGUCGUGGUCACGACAAUCGGGCAGCAUAUAAUGGCCUGGCUUCACAGCGGCGAUGAGGACGCACAACGUCAGCGCGAAACUGCGCGCCGCGCUACUGCUCAUGCUCGCAAGCCGGAGUCGGAAACACGGGCUUCGUAAAAGGGGUGCAGCGUUCGCGUACAAGCGACCGCAUAGAGGUCUUUGACUCAACAUCGCCAGAAGACAGGAGUGGGCAGUCAUUUGUCGGCAGGCCGUGCCCACGGGCGUUGGGCCAGCUCUCCUGACGCGAUCUCCACAAUCAUGAGGCGACGGAAGAACGACAUAUUCGACUGUUUGAACUCGAAUUUGGAGCCGAUCAAAUCGCGUCCGCGCCCUGCUGCU
This is a messenger RNA of Cutaneotrichosporon oleaginosum, 1070 nucleotides long. RefSeq lists its product as uncharacterized. The record is from RefSeq and is a predicted model, not a curated record. Lineage: Eukaryota; Fungi; Basidiomycota; Tremellomycetes; Trichosporonales; Trichosporonaceae.